AUGAAUGCGAAAAUAUGGAUACUUACUCUUUUGUUUGAGACCUCCUUGGCAUUGGAGUUAUGCGAGUAUUGGACACUGCAGAAUAAAUUGCAUGAACAUCCCGAGUGUGUUGAGGUGAUUCUACCGGCAAACGAGCCUCCUGUCGAAGAAGUUGAACACCCCGCCGAGCCACUGCCACCAAAAAGAGCCUACCGACCCGCGAGAAGACAGGAGAUAAAAGUUUUGGUAACCGGCUCAUGCUCUAGCAAAGAAGUUUGGGCGUGUAAAGAUUGCGAAUCAACGUGCAACAAUCAGGCGCCACUCUGUGAUCGGACUCAAUGCAUGAAAGGUUGCGUCUGCCGAAUGGGUUUAGUGAGGGACAAUCGAGGACAAUGCGUCUCACAAAGAGAUUGCCGACUUCACCGGAAACCAACUCAUUUCAACAAGGCCAGCUCACUCACCUCACCCGAACUUGCACCAAGCUUUAACCAAGCUGUUAUCUCAAAACUCCGCUCGUGGCUUCCCAUGGUGAACGAUGUGUGGAAAGAGCUCACGAAUCGAUCCUUGUUU
Mesorhabditis belari is the source of this 549-nucleotide messenger RNA. The record is from the annotation of a GenBank genome assembly. NCBI's taxonomy places the organism in Eukaryota, Metazoa, Nematoda, Chromadorea, Rhabditida, Rhabditidae.